Messenger RNA from Bipolaris victoriae FI3, 513 nucleotides. RefSeq lists its product as hypothetical. The record is from RefSeq and is a predicted model, not a curated record. Bases 1 to 513 code for a protein of 170 amino acids. NCBI's taxonomy places the organism in Eukaryota, Fungi, Ascomycota, Dothideomycetes, Pleosporales, Pleosporaceae. The transcript has a single exon.
AUGAAGCUUUCUAGCAUCGUGGGAAUGGCCAUGCUUGCCAACGCUAUCGAAGCAUCAGUGAUAGAUGUGGAACAUCGUUCACCUUCAUCUAUUGAGGUAACAAAACCCUUUCCAAUAACGCUUCAGGAUAUGCACCUCAUUCCAUUCCAGGCUCGCGAUGUCCAAUGCAAAGCCCCCGGCGCGCACAAGUGUGCAGUUAUCGUAUGGGUUCUAAUGGCAUCUUUCGGAAUCCCCGGAUCAUCUACAACAGGGCGUGGUGUCAAGGUCGUCGGUGGUAAUUGCGAUAACAUUAUUGCAAAUGGGAAAUUGAAGGCGGAAGGAGGAGGCAAUGGAUGGAGUGCGGAUUUCACCACGACGUACGGCCCGAACUUGUAUUUUGGUGCCUACAAUAUUGGUACGCGGACUAUUUCCGGAGUAAGGUUCCAGUACAACGGGCGUUCGUACACUCAGGGAGACUGCUUUGGUACGGGGGGUAGCAAUUAUGAUGCUAUACAGUGCAACUUUGAUUGUUAG